Messenger RNA from Olea europaea var. sylvestris, 988 nucleotides. RefSeq lists its product as uncharacterized. The coding region runs from base 238 to 987 and encodes 249 amino acids. The record is from RefSeq and is a predicted model, not a curated record. The transcript has 4 exons. Lineage: Eukaryota; Viridiplantae; Streptophyta; Magnoliopsida; Lamiales; Oleaceae.
ACACAUAUGCAGCCUCACACCAAAUAACAAGUGACCCUAUUGACAAAAUGUUGUGCGUACCUAAAGAAUAAAUAUAUUUCCUUCCCUCUCUUGUGACGCUCCAUAAAUGCCCUACAAUCCAUACCCCAAUUCCUCUCUUUCUCAAGACGGGAUCAACCAGGAUUGGGUCGAAUUCUUCUUUUAUAAGACUAGCCAUACUCUGUCUUGAUAACCAUCGAUCAUUUCGUGUAGACAAGCAUGGGAAAUCAGAAGCCUGCAUGGUUGAAGGCUCUCUACGUGCAGAAUUUUUUCGUGCCUUGCUCAAUUCAUGAAACUGCCAAGAAAAAUGAGAAAAAUAUUUGCUGCUUGGAUUGUUGCACAAGUAUCUGCCCCCAUUGCGUUCUUUCUCAUCGCUGCCAUAGACUUCUGCAAAUUCGACGUUAUGUGUAUCACGAAGUCGUUCGAUUAGAAGAUCUGGAGAGGCUUAUUGACUGCUCGAAUAUUCAGGCCUACACUAUAAAUGCUGCAAAAGUGGUGUUUAUCAAGAAAAGACCACAAAACAGACAGUUUAAAGGGUCUGGAAAUUAUUGCACUUCCUGUGAUAGAAGCCUCCAAGAACCCUUUAUCCAUUGCUCUCUAGGCUGCAAGGUUGAUUUUGUUCUUAGACACUACGAGGGCCUCUCACCUUUCCUAAGAGUUUGCAAAACUUUGCAACUUAGUCCAGAUUUCUUUAUCCCUCAAGACAUAGGAGAUGAUGAAAUGACAUACGAAACCCAACAUUCUACUAUUGUCGACGACAGUGCAACCGAUGAUCAUGAUAAUCAGCAUUCUUCAUCAGACGGCUCAGAAAACACCAGCUUUGUUUGCACUGAUUAUGUCAAAAAGAAGAGAAGCACUGGAUUAUAUGUCUGUGGAAGAUUAUCUAAUAAGAUAAGUCCAGAAGAGGACAUGUCUACAAGUAUGAUCAGUAGAAGAAAAGGCAUUCCUCAUAGAUCACCUCUGUGUUAGG